Messenger RNA from Plasmodium cynomolgi strain B, 2079 nucleotides. Its product is annotated as zinc finger protein. The annotation marks the transcript as partial. The record is from RefSeq and is a predicted model, not a curated record. NCBI's taxonomy places the organism in Eukaryota, Apicomplexa, Aconoidasida, Haemosporida, Plasmodiidae. The transcript has a single exon.
CUGAUAAUAAUGCAGUCCCGACGGGGAGCAGCUACGAGGGCGGGGCAGGAGGCGCCCUUGGUGCGGACGUCGAUGGCAACCUGCUGCCGGGGGAGGGAGGAGACAGGUCCGCGCCGGAUGACGUGUUCGACAACGUACUGAUCCAGUGCCUAAAUUUUAAGGGACGCUACUGGGUGGAGGACCGGGGGAGCGGUGCAAGCGGUGCGAGCGAUGGGAGCGAUGAGAGCGAUGGGAGCGGCGCGAGUACUGCGAGUUCGGCGAGUACCGCUAAUUCCGCGAGCACCGCCAAUGCCGCUAAUCCCGCGAUGAGGAGUGACCCGAGAGGGGGAGAAUUCGAAGCCAAGCUGAUUACGCUGAAGCUGUCCCUCUACAACGUAACGAAGUCGUUUCUGUUUCUGUACUUUGAGCCGCAGGGCGCGAGGGGAGGAAGCACCAACGGUAGGGACCAGGAUGGGUAUAAUCGUAAGGGUCAGGACGGGCAUAAUCGUAAGGGUCAGGACAGUCACAACAGGAAGGACAGUAACGAUGCUGGCGCCCCGCCGAGGGAGCCUAACCAACCGGGGAAGCAGCACAACCAGCCGAGCAAGUUCCAGUUCCUCGGAGUGCCAGGGAUUAACGUGAACAGGGACAACACCUACAUGUUUAACGGUGCCGGUUAUAAUUUCCUCACGCUCUGCCAAAAUGAGAAAAGCUGCAUUUGCAACUAUAACGUUGCCAUUCAACAGAACGUAGCUAUGCAUGAGUCCACAUCAUUGCGGGAGGUAGAAGAGUCGUAUUUGUAUUUGCUCAAAAAGUAUGUCAUGGAUGAGACGGAGUCCUUUGGCGCCUACGUUUCGGCGAGGUACCGCGAUCAGUAUGAGCGCCAUCUGAGUGGGGAAGCGGCGGGGGAAGCGGCAAGUGGCAGUAGGGACACCCCUCCUGACAAAGCGGAAGUAGAAAAUGGCGGUACGGACACCCCUCCGGGCGAAGCUAACACCCCUCGUGAAGAAGCCAACACCCCUCCGGGCGAAGCUAAUACCCUUCCUGGCGGCACGGACACCCCUCGUGGCGGCACGGACCCCCCCCACUACGAUGGCUACAUCUCCUCCAACAACUGCGGACUAUUCGUGCGGCUGGAAGGAAACGACGUGGAUAAGAAGCACGCGGCGGCACAAGUGACAGCCUUUUCCAUCCUCUACAACAUCAAAUCGAUAAUUGAGUUAGGACUCUUUUAUUUUCAAAUAGGGAGAAGUAGCGAGAACAUGCGAAGUGCAAGCAAGGUGUCGCUUCUAUCGAUAUGCCUAAACUCAUUUAUAGACCUAUUCGAGUCACUUCUCCUUCUGUACGAAGUGAUGCUAUCCCGAUUGUUACUCGUGCAUUUUAUAUUCAUGAUUCUUCUCAAGUUUGUUUUAUUCACCCUAAUGGAAUUACGAUAUAUUUUAAUUAUAUGGAGAGCGAAUCAUCAACAGGAUCUACAGGAAGGAUGGGAUCAGCUACAAAGGAAAUUGGGGACUUUGUAUAAAUUUUACUAUGGGAGUAUCCUACUAGUCAUAGUAGCGUUUUAUUAUGUAUUCCCUAUCUGUCCUUACGUCCUGUUGUUACUGUACAUGUGUUGGGUUCCACAAAUACUAUUGGACAUAUGGAAAGGACAAAGGAACUCAGUAAAUCUGAAGAUCGCAUUUGCUCUCUCCUUAUGUAGGGUCUUUCUCCCAGUCUACCGAUUCAUGUAUUCUAACAGUAUUUUUCAAUUAGAUGUCUUCGCACGUGCGAUGGAUUCAUCAAACAGCACCUUCAGUAUUCUCCUCAUCCUUAUCCUAGCUGUGCAAUUACUGUUUAUGUCUUUGCAACGUCUGUAUGGACCGAGACACCUCAUCGAUAUCGACCUGCUACCACAUGUACAUAACUAUUACAAAUCGAUUGAUCCCAAUUUCGAGAUGGGUAUUCCAGAGUGUGUCAUCUGUAUGUAUGACAUCGUGUUAAAUGAGCGGAAGUACUGUGUUACUCCUUGCGUCCAUAUUUUUCAUGAAAAAUGCUUGCAGCAGUGGAUGGAUGUUAAGCUCGAGUGUCCCACCUGCCGAGGAGCCCUCCCCAACUUCCCCU